UGUGCUAUGUUGUUUCAUACUAUAGCAAAGCUCAAAUUUCUGGGGUGUAGACAUUGCUUGCGUCACCCUUCAUACAUCUAUAGUAGAGACAGACAGAAGCAUAUGUUGUUUGCAAAGGCAGCAAUUUGUCCAUCACUCAAAGACAAGUAAAUGAAUUUGAUGUGCAGGUCUGAGGCCAAAGUAGCUCUCACCUUAUUUUCUUCACGCCAUUAAAAAUAUUGGUGACACUUCUAUCUGCCAAUCUGUCCUGUUUUUGAGUCUCUUAAAAUAGAAGCCACCGGGGUCAUAGGAUGAAACCUUUGAGUAACGGCUGCAAGAUUCACGAGGAAUAAAUCUCAGCAGCCUCUUAAAUAAAUGAAUUAAACGGGCAAUUUGCCUGCCCGACUCCAUCCCGCAAACUCGAACGCAAAGUGCUGUUUUCCCACCUGCGUUCUUUGGAUUUAUGAACUUGGCUGGAUUACAUUCAGGGCUGGUAAAAGACUGCGGCCUAUCACUGACGCACAAAGUCUGCGUCUGGCUCUCAUUUUUAUUGAUCCAGUCAUCCAUCCUCUCUGAAUUUACAAGCACAGAACAUGCAGAAGGCUGGACGGGGGUCCGUGAUUAAGAUUGGGAGACGUAACGUGGAGGUGCUAUGACAGACAUAUAAAAGAAGGGGGUAGAAAUGGGAAGGGUACUUUGAGACGAGACCUCCUGGCUGAAGACACACUUUGUGUACGUUUCGUCAUGCUGUGUAAACUGAAUUUGGUUUUUGCUGUUCUUCUUGCAGUUUUAGAGGUGCUGCUUGGACACCCGGUGGUACACACGGCAGAUAUGACCUACGGCAGGCCAGUUCUUGUAGAAGAUGAGCAGGUGGUCAGUCCUGAAGAUUUGAGUUACUCUGAGCAGGCGUUUCUGUCCCAGGGGGCUGAGAGAUUCGGCUACCCAUCCAUCAUCACUGGAGACCUCGGCAGUGACGGUCUCCGAACAGCCGGAUUCGUCCCCAGCCAAGCUGUAAAAGAGGUUCUGUUGGAGAAGCCGUUGAUGAAUCCUCUGAGUCGUUUUCUUGGCAGUAGGAAGCAAUACCACAAGAGAGGAAGCAAUACAGAGUGUUUCUGGAAAUACUGCGUCUGAAAACAUCAAGAAACUCGAGCCCUUACGAAAAAGACACAUACACGCACCUUCAGCUGCACAAAAGUAGUCUGAUGCACUAUUUGCAAAAACUCU
Messenger RNA from Paramisgurnus dabryanus, 1203 nucleotides. RefSeq names its product urotensin 2, beta (gene uts2b). Lineage: Eukaryota; Metazoa; Chordata; Actinopteri; Cypriniformes; Cobitidae. The record is from RefSeq and is a predicted model, not a curated record. Gene Ontology annotation, biological process: blood vessel diameter maintenance; regulation of blood pressure. Gene Ontology annotation, molecular function: hormone activity. Gene Ontology annotation, cellular component: extracellular region.